This is a messenger RNA of Eutrema salsugineum, 2799 nucleotides long. RefSeq lists its product as uncharacterized. The record is from RefSeq and is a predicted model, not a curated record. The transcript is spliced from 5 exons. Gene Ontology annotation, molecular function: nucleic acid binding; zinc ion binding. Bases 1 to 2799 code for a protein of 932 amino acids. Lineage: Eukaryota; Viridiplantae; Streptophyta; Magnoliopsida; Brassicales; Brassicaceae.
AUGCAUGAACUAGAAGAUGAUGCACCAAACCCUCAUAGACAAGGAGACCCUCCUGAUUUACAACAAAACCACAUAAUGAGAGAUUCCACCCACCGAGGCCGCAUUAGAGAAAAAGAGAUCUUCAACAGAGGCCGAAACCGAGAUGAUGAAGGUAAUAGACAAAAUCAUAAUGACAAUAAACUGACUGCACCUACUUUUUCUGGCAGAAUAAACCCUGAAGCUUACUUGGAGUGGGAGCGAAGAAUGGAGCAUAUCUUUGAUUAUUACUCUUACAAUGAUCAGAAGAAGGUGUCUUUGGCCGCGGCUCAACUAACCAACCAUGCACUAUUUUGGUGGGAUCAAGACGUGUCUGAAAGGUGGAGGCACCACUAUGAACAGAUUACUAGUUGGAACGCCAUGAAAUUCAACUUGAGAAAGAGAAACCGACUUGAGCUAGCUGACACCAAGGAGACCCUCAUGGCUCAGUUUCUUGAUGGGUUAAAAGACCGAAUAGCUAGAAAGGUGGAGAGACAGCCAUAUCAAGACAUGAGUGAUCUCUUGCAUCUAUCUGUUCAAGUGGAGCAACACAUCAAAUGCAAGACUAUUGCCACCAAUCGAGCAAGAAACAACAACACUUGGGCUCUACAGCCACCAAAAGUGUUUGACAAAGGAAAAGCCGUGGAGAGUGACUCACGGUUCAAGAAAACAGCACCUGAAAACUUGAAAGACAGCUCUAAGGUGUCUCGGCCAGAAGCAUGUAAGUUUCCUAGCACUUCACGGGCCAUAGAUGUCAUUUGUUUUAAAUGUCAGGGGCAAGGGCAUACGGCGAGAGAGUGUCCAAAUCAAAGGGUUAUGAUCUUAACACCAACCGGAGACUAUGAGUCUCAAGAUGAACCCGUUGAUGAGGAGCCAGCUGAUCAAGAAUCCGAGAUAGAAUACCUGGACACAAGAGAGAUGUUAGUCAUCAGAAGAACCUUGAGUGCUCUAGUAGACACAGAGACGGUUCAAAGAGAAAACAUCUUUCAUACAAGAUGUACCGUGAAUGGGAAGAUAUGUAGUCUCAUUAUAGAUAGAGGCUCUUGUACUAAUGUUGCUAGUAAGUUCAUGGUUGACAAGCUAGGUCUCGAGACGACAAAGCACCCAAAGCCAUACCGACUAAGAUGGCUUAAUGACGACACCGAGCUGAGGAUCUCCAAGCAAGUCACCAUUCCUUUAAGUGUGGGAAAAUACAAUGAUCGAGUUGUAUGUGAUGUUAUGCCGAUGCAAGUAGGUCAUUUGCUGUUGGGGAGACCCUGGCAGUUUGAUAAAGAGACAAUGCACAAUGGCCGAACAAACCACUACUUGUUCACUCAUGAUAAGAGGAAGUUCCAACUUGCACCACUCACGCCUAUAGAAGUCCAUGAAAUGCAAAUGAAAUUUGCUAAGGACUCCAAGGUAAGUAGGACUAACCUAUUCGUUACUCCUACUAUUGUGUCUAAAGCCUUACAACAUAACACACCUGUGCUACUAAUGAUCUUUAAAGAAGGGCUGCUUUCAGGUUCUAAUGAGCUAGAGCUUCCACCCGAGAUAACUUCCUUGUUAAACAGUUUCAAAGACGUGUUUCCAGAGAAGAUACCAGCUGGACUGCCUCCUAUAAGGGUAACAGAGCAUCAGAUUGAUCUGGUUCCCGGAGCUGUCCUGCCAAACCGUGGAGCUUAUCGCAUGAAUGAGUCAAAGGGGGAGAGCCUUAACCCAUGUGUUGUGACUGUUCUACUAGUCCCCAAGAAAGAUAGCACUUGGAGAAUGUAUGUGGAUUGCCGGGAAAUAAACAACAUCACCAUCAAGUAUCGCCAUCCAAUACCAAGGCUAGAUGACAUGUUGGACGAGUUACAUGGCUCAACAGUCUUCUCUAAGGUGGAUUUUCGAAGUGGCUACCAUCAGGUGAGAAUGAAAACAGCCUUCAAGACUAGGCAAGGUCUAUAUGAAUGGCUUGUUAUGCUAUUCAUCCUCACCAAUGCUCCAAGCACAUUCAUGCGGCUCAUGAAUCAUGUCUUGAGGGCAUACAUCAGUAAGGUCAACAGGUUGGAUCAGGAGAAAGCGAGAGCAAUACAAGAGUGGCCAACUCCAACAAGCAUUGGACAUGUUCGGAGCUUCCAUGGACUAGCAAGCUUUUACCGGCGGUUUUUCAAGAAUUUCAGCAUCUUGGCCGCUCCUCUCACAGCGGUUAUUAAGAAAGAUGUGGCGUUUAGGCAUUGGAGCCAUACCCACACAGGGAGGAAGACUAGUGGUUUACUUAGUGAGAAACUAAGUGGAGCUGCCCUGAACUACCCCACCUACGACAAGGAAUUGUAUGCACUGGUGCGAUCAAUGGAGACAUGGCAACAUUACUUGUUGGCCAACGAAUUUGUCAUACACAGUGAUUAUGAGACACUUAAGCAUUUGAGGGGCCAAACAACGCUUAAGAGAUGGCACGCAAGAUGGCUAGAGUUUGUAGAAGCCUUUCCCUACAUCAUCAAAUACAAGAAGGGAAAUGAGAACAUAGUCGCUGAUGUUCUAUCUAGAAGAUACACGCUCAUAAACACUAUAGAGGAAAAAGUAAUGGGAUUUGAGCACAUCAAAGAGAGCUAUGAAGAUGACCCAGACUUCAGUGACAUCUACCAAGAAUGCCAAAAGAGAGUAUUUGGUUUAUUUUACUUACAUGAUGGCUUUCUAUUUAGAGAUAAACGUUUGUGUAUCCCACAUGGUUUGAUGAGAAAACUCUUAAUGAGGGAAUCUCAUAAAGGAGGUUUAAUGGGGCAUUUUGGAGUGGACAAGACUCUAAGUUUUCUUGUAACAUCCUGA